UUCGAACGUUUUGACUUUUCUCUAAUUUUUUGAUAAUUUAUUUUUGGUGUAUCUUUUUUGUGAUUUAAAUGUCGUGUUAUCGUGCACGAGACUCAACGAGUGACGAUGGCGACGGAGAUGUUAAGAUAUUCAUAUAUCAAGCCAAGAUAUCAAUUUGGGAAACAAUGUGUCUUUGAGCACUGUGAUCGUAUAGCCGAAGAAGCGAUAUUACCAGAUCCAAAAUUCUUGGACAAUUAUAUUCUUCGUUUAAAUAAUAAUUGUCAUGUACAGAAGUCUGUACAACUUGCGGUUCAUGAAGUGCAAACAAAUGUAAAGCUUGUGUCUAAUACAGGAACAUUCCACACAGAGGGUGGUUGGCCAAAAGAAAUCAAUGCAAAUGAUAAUGAAGCUGUUUAUAGAUAUCGUCGACGUAUCGAAAGGCAUAAUAAUUGGGCUCCAUGUUUAAAAAAACUUAUACCACCAAUGGAACAUUGUGUGUUACAAAAUGGUGCGGUGAAUAUUCAUGAAGAAUAUUUCGACGAUCUGAUUCCAACAUCCAUUGCCAAGCAUUACAAUAUCAAGAACCGGAACUCGUACACGGAUCCGCAAGUGAUCAAGAGACCAAUCAGACAUCUGUCCUGGUGUGCGAGUGGUUCGAAUCGAUUGGCUGCUGCUUACUCCUUUACGGAAUUUGAAGAGCAUUCGGCCGACGUGAGUCCAGAGUCCUACAUAUGGGACAUCGGUACUCGGAUAUUCCUUAUGUUAUUCGACGACGAACCACACUCGAUCGGCGUUAUUUGCCACGGCACCUUGAAACGGAAUGCUAUUCCAUCGAUUCGAUUUAUCUUGGACGCGGAAAUUUGAUAUCGUUUCGAUGAAAGACGAGAUACCGCAGGUAGCUCGGAAGAUUGAUCGUGAAAGAAUGCAUAGGUGUCGUUGCAUAAGCGCCAUUGAUAUAAUAUUGACGCAUUGAAUGUUGCAGGGUAAAAAAUAGCUAAAGAAAUUUUUAUUUUAUUACUUAAUUUAGGCAAUAUUUCUAGGAAGUAGAAAUUUGAAAAAAUUCUAUCUUGGAUUAAUUAUAAUUAUAUCACUU
Messenger RNA from Osmia bicornis bicornis, 1072 nucleotides. RefSeq names its product dynein intermediate chain 3, ciliary-like. The record is from RefSeq and is a predicted model, not a curated record. The transcript has 4 exons. Gene Ontology annotation, molecular function: dynein light chain binding; dynein heavy chain binding. Lineage: Eukaryota; Metazoa; Arthropoda; Insecta; Hymenoptera; Megachilidae. Gene Ontology annotation, biological process: cilium movement; outer dynein arm assembly. Bases 106 to 843 code for a protein of 245 amino acids. Gene Ontology annotation, cellular component: outer dynein arm.